AUGGCUCCUGAACUUCGCUCACGGAGGGCUUCCUCUUCCUCGCAAAAGAGCACACCCAAGUCCAAGGGUGGUGCAGCUACGACAAAGCGCAAGGCCGCUGACGAUGCCAGCCCCGUCGUGGUCAAGAAGACAAAGGCCGUGAAGGCCGACACUCCAGCCAAGAAGGCGACCAAGGCAUCGAAACCAGCCAAGAAGGUCGAGGAACCUGCCGAACCCGUCGCAGCAGAUGACGAGCAUCCCUUUUCCGAUGACGACGAACAAGACAAUGACCAGGCUUUGGCCCUGGCUGGUGUUUCCGACAGCGAGGAUGAAGCAGCAGUCGAUGAGAGCGCUGCUUUCAAAGAGGGACAGGACGUUGGAAAGGCCCCAGUCUCUUCCAAGGCAGUCGAGAAGUCGAAAAAGGCAGGCAAGGGCGGCAAGCAAGACAAGGCAGUUGUUUACAUUGGACGCAUCCCCCACGGUUUCUACGAACGACAGAUGCACGAGUACUUUGGGCAAUUUGGCGACAUUUCGAGAUUGCGGUUGUCGAGGAACAAGAAGACUGGCCAGAGCAAACAUUUCGCUUUCAUAGAGUUUGCCGACGAGAGCACCGCCGAAUACGUGGUCAAGUCGAUGAACAACUAUCUUCUGUUUGGUCAUCUCCUGAAGUGCAGGAUAGUGCCCAACGCUCAAGUCCACGACGAUCUCUUCAAGGGUGCUGGCAAGCGAUACAAGGCAAUCCCCAGCAACAAGAUUGAGGCAAACAAGCUGAAGAAGCCUCUUUCUGAGGGUGAAUGGGCAGCCAAGAUUUCCAAAGAGAACAAUAAGCGCGCACAGAAGGCCAAGAAGCUCAGCGCACUCGGUUACGACUUUGAUGCGCCCCAGUUGAAGGACGCGGUUGCUCCCACGGCCGGAGCUCUAGAGGCAGCCGAAGAGGAGGCACCCAAGGCCAUCGAGGCAGCCCCUCCAGCUGCUGAGUCCGAGGCUCCCGCGGAAGAGGACGUCGGUGAUGGUAUCGAGUCGCUAGACGGCGAUAAAGUUGUGAAGCAGCCAGCCAAGGCGAACAAGCAGAAUGGAGCCAAGGGAGGAAAGAAGGCCAAGAAGGCAGCGAAGCCGAAGAAGACAAAGGCGUAA
Messenger RNA from Pestalotiopsis fici W106-1, 1113 nucleotides. RefSeq lists its product as uncharacterized. Lineage: Eukaryota; Fungi; Ascomycota; Sordariomycetes; Amphisphaeriales; Sporocadaceae. Gene Ontology annotation, cellular component: nucleolus. Gene Ontology annotation, molecular function: RNA binding. The transcript is spliced from 3 exons. Gene Ontology annotation, biological process: maturation of LSU-rRNA from tricistronic rRNA transcript (SSU-rRNA, 5.8S rRNA, LSU-rRNA). The record is from RefSeq and is a predicted model, not a curated record. Bases 1 to 1113 code for a protein of 370 amino acids.